AUCACAGAGGAAGUAUUUUAAAAAUUUUAUAUAACAUUACACCAUAAUACAUGUUUCCUACUUCUUAUUACGGUUCAAAAUUUUUUAAAAUUAGCCGAUAAUUGCAGCGAUAUGUCCACGAAAUUAAUAAAUCCGGACAACGUAAAGCCGGCUGUCGUGAUCAUUCCUGUCAUUGUGAAUGACCCUAUUUUAAGUCAAAUUCAUGUGCAUCGUAACCUUAUACCAUGUUCAUGUGCAUUUUUUCAAAAUUUCAGAAUCCGUAUUUUAAGCUGUGCGAAUAUUAAGUUCAAAUUAGCUUUUUCCAACUUUUGUUUUUUAAACGAAAAAUAUAAUAUUGUCUCCAUUUUCGAGGCUAUAAUUAAAACCCAUUUUUAGACUUGCCAUACAACAUAAACGCCAAUACACAGCAAAUGGGUGACAAUAGAUUGUUGGAUACCACCCAGGUUAUCAAUGGUAUUGCUGUGCUGCUCUCGUUUUUCGUAGGUUACAAAUAUGCCUUAAAAAAGCAUGAUGUCAACCAGGAUACUGCCGGUGCAAGGAGUACUAAUCAGGGCACAGGUGACGCUACCACCUCUGAGGGUUUUUUUGCUAGCUUUAGCAACAAUUACAAAAUGGUAUUGGUAGUGCGCAAUGACCUGAAAAUGGGUAAAGGCAAAAUAGGUGCACAAUGUGGUCACGGUGCUGUGGGUGCUUAUCAGAAAGCUAUGCAACGCAAUCCGCGACUAGUACGUGCUUGGGAAAAUACCGGUUGUGCUAAAAUUGCACUGCGUGUUGAAAGCGAAGCUGAAAUGAUGGCCAUUAAACGCGCAGCGGAAACGCACAGCCUGACAACAUGUCUGAUACGUGAUGCUGGUCGUACGCAAAUCGAACCUAAUUCGAAAACUGUACUAGCCAUUGGUCCUGCAACCGUAGAAGAUAUCGACAAAGUUACUGGUCAUUUGAAGCUGUUGUAAAUUGUUUCAUAUUUGAUCAAUCAAGAUACUCUUUGCGAUAGCAAUACGCUUAUCGUUUUAGUGUAAGCUCAACAGAAUAGAAUACGUAUGCGUAAUAUUAAAAUUUUAUAUUUAGAAUACAAUAAGGUGUUACUUUAUAUAUUAACUUGAUUAAAAAUACAUAAUUUAUUUAAUUCUUAUAAAUACGGUUAUUUAAAAAUUGUAA
Bactrocera oleae (olive fruit fly) is the source of this 1158-nucleotide messenger RNA. Its product is annotated as probable peptidyl-tRNA hydrolase 2. Gene Ontology annotation, molecular function: peptidyl-tRNA hydrolase activity. Lineage: Eukaryota; Metazoa; Arthropoda; Insecta; Diptera; Tephritidae. Gene Ontology annotation, cellular component: cytosol; mitochondrion. The record is from RefSeq and is a predicted model, not a curated record.